GCCUCAGACAUACUCUGUAAGCAAUCACUUUGAAACUUACAAAAAAACUCUUUAAUCAUACAAAAUUUUCUUGAUUUGGUUUUUCAUUCAAAUUCUUCGUUUUUGGGUUUUCAGGAAAUUGAUCUUAGAGAAGUCUUUUAAUUUUGUAUUAGCAAUGGCUGCUGUUGGUGGAAUUUUAGUUUGGGUGGUCAAUAUAUGUGCAAUUCUUCUGCUCAAUCUAUUCUCUACUGCAUCUGGUGAUGCUUUGAGAAUCAAUUUUGGUUACACAGGCCCAAUAGGCCCAAAUAAUUGGGGAAGGUUGAACCCAACAUUUUCGGCCUGCUCAACUGGCAAAUCUCAGUCCCCAAUAAAUAUUGACAGUGCUAAUCUUGUUAUUAACAAAAAUUUGAAGCCCUUGAUUAUGCAAUAUAAUCAUUCUGAAGUUGCUACUUUGGUUGAUAAUGGCUAUAAUGUUGGGAUAAAAUAUGGGGAAAAUGCAGGAACUUUGGUUGUGGAUGGUAAAACUUACAACUUGAAGCAAAUGCACUGGCAUUCUCCUUCCGAACACCGACUUGAUGGGAUUCAAUAUGCUGCGGAGCUUCAUCUAGUUCAUUUUGCUGAAGAUAAUAGUAUAGCAGUAUUGGCAACCCUCUUCCAUAUUGGCCAUCCUGAUCCCCUAAUGACCAAGCUUCAAAACAAACUGAAUGAGCUGGCAAGGGACGUGGCAUCACAGAAAGAAACACAGAUUCAGCUGGGAAGUAUAGACACACAUGAAAUAAGGAAACACACACACAAAUAUUACUCAUAUACUGGUUCUUUAACUACUCCUCCAUGCUCUGAAAAUGUCUCUUGGCACAUCCUUGGCAAGGUGAGAUCAAUAUCAAGAGAGCAAGUAGAAGCUUUGAGAGCUCCAUUGGAUUCGAGGUGCAAGAGAAAUGCAAGACCAGUACAGCCCUUGAAUGGAAGGCAAAUUCAGAUGUAUGAAGUCCAAGCAAAUGUUAAUUAGUUUUUUUAUAUGUCUAGGGGAAACAAUAAUUUUAUAUAUGUAUCUCUCUCUAUAUAUAUUCCCCCGAUGAAAAGCUCGUUAAUUAAGUUCUCUAUCUAAAUUCUAAUCCUAAUUACAUAAACACAUA
This is a messenger RNA of Nicotiana tabacum (common tobacco), 1112 nucleotides long. Its product is annotated as alpha carbonic anhydrase 1, chloroplastic. Gene Ontology annotation, molecular function: carbonate dehydratase activity; zinc ion binding. The record is from RefSeq and is a predicted model, not a curated record. Gene Ontology annotation, biological process: one-carbon metabolic process. NCBI's taxonomy places the organism in Eukaryota, Viridiplantae, Streptophyta, Magnoliopsida, Solanales, Solanaceae.